Asterias rubens (European starfish) is the source of this 477-nucleotide messenger RNA. Its product is annotated as pineal opsin-like. Gene Ontology annotation, cellular component: plasma membrane. The record is from RefSeq and is a predicted model, not a curated record. Bases 1 to 477 code for a protein of 158 amino acids. NCBI's taxonomy places the organism in Eukaryota, Metazoa, Echinodermata, Asteroidea, Forcipulatida, Asteriidae. The transcript has a single exon. Gene Ontology annotation, biological process: G protein-coupled receptor signaling pathway. Gene Ontology annotation, molecular function: G protein-coupled receptor activity.
AUGUAUUCACGCAUCAUACAGGCACUUAACAAACGCAGGAGUGCCAAUGGUAGAACAGAGACAGACAAGAAAGCCGUGCAAAUCCGCAACCAAGCUGCCAAAAUGUUGAUUGUCAACGGUGUGGUUUUCUUCAUUUGUCAGUCUCCAUACAUUUUCAUCAUUCUCAUUAUCUGGAUAUACCGUAUAGCUCAAAUUGACAAUCCAAUUGAUGAAUUUCUAAUCAAUGGAGGUGCUUGGCUCAUGCACCUGCCGCAGUUUAUCAACACCAUUCUUAAUCCUGUGAUCUACGGUGUGACAAACAGGCAAUACCGAGCUGCCUUCGUUCAAGCCUUUCACCUGAAGGCCCCCACAACUAGACAUCAACGCACACUGCACCCGGUCCAUGCAAUAAGUCCUACAUCAAAUACUGCUGCACAGCCAAGUUCAACUGAAGAAGGAGACAAUGACAAUGAAUCUAUGAAAGGAACCUGGCUAUGA